UUGACUACUUGACUUAAAGUAAGAAAUGUCAAUUUCUGUUGAGGAAGUUACGACCUGCGAUUGUAUUUUAUAAAGUUUAUCAUUCAAUAAACUGUAUUGAGAACAGGAAAUCAUUAUUAGUGUACUUUAAACUAAUAUUGGCGGCUGCACAUAGAGAAAGAACAAAGUUUUAAUCAUGUGUUAUGUUAUAGUUACGGGUAGAAGUUUAGCAUGGCUUUUGUUAAGUCUUGUAGCUUUUAUGUUGAUAUUGACUGGUAUAAUGACUCCCAAAUGGCUAAUGGGACAGCCUGUGGUCCUGAAUGAGAAUAACGUUACAAGUUUUUAUGUUCCGAGCGUCGGUAUUUACAAUAGAUGUAUCCGCAUGAGAAAUGACCAUAACAACUGCGCAUCAUUCUCGUUCUACGGUCUCGCUACUGAUGCUGAAGUAUACCCGACUCCUUGGAAGGCAUCUAUGUUCUUUUUAUCUCUAUGUGCAGCCAUACAAUUUGCAACGGUCCUGGCGGGUGUCAUGGCAUGUUGUGUUCAAUCUGUGUUCAAGAAAAGUGUUAUUUCAUUGGCCGGAGCCACUCAAGCUUUGGGAGGUCUGUUCGGAGUGCUAGGUCUGCUCCUGUACCCUUGGGGGUGGGGUGCUACCCGCGUAAAGAGGCUGUGUGGUGAAAACUCAGAGCCUUACAUACCUGGCGACUGUUCUAUUGGUUGGGCCCUAUUCGUCACAGCUACAGGCGUUGCCCAAAUAUUCCUCGCCAGCGCUCUCUCAAAAACAGCAGACAAGGCAGCUAACUCCGAUAAGGUUCAAUUUCAAAUGGAUGAAGGCAAACAAUUGAUAUGUUUAGCUUGAAAACUCGACCCUUAAGUCCAGGUAGUAAGGUACUAUUAUUAAAGUAGUUGUAACCUUUGAUAUACGAUUUUGCUGCUUAUUGGCAGUAUGUAUUUUUUUGCUAUUUUUCUUAUGAAUGUAUGACUGAUUUGAAUUAUAGUGAAUCUCGAAUCAUCCGUCUAUUUUGGACUUUAUUAGCACAGGUAUAAUGAUCAUAUUUUUUUCUUUCAAAUAUCAUUCGUAUAUCCAUCGUAAUAAGACUCAAAAUUGAUUGAAAUCAUCAUUCUUAGAAUAAUUCUUUUAAGUUUUUAUUAAUAUCUGACAGACUGAGAAUUUGAAUUCCGACCUUUUUUUUAAUAUAUACGUAUUUUAGUAAUAUAUUUCUAGUAAUAUACAGGGUGUAAACGGAACUCUCCCAAACGCCGCGAACAGGUAGUGGUAAGAAACGAAUUACAUUUUCAAAAACUUAAGCAAUUAUAUGUUCUUUUUAUGUAAUAGUAGUUGUAAUCAACUAUUUAAUGGUCGAUUUAUACUAACGCAGAGUCGAAGCGCAUCAUUUCUGAGAUUAAAAAAAAAAACACAUUCGCGCGCAUACGCGCAAAUUUCGAAGAAUGCGCGCGCCUUUUUAAAUUCUCAGAAGUAAUGUGCGCGUUACGCUGUGGAGUUCAGUUUGAAUUUGUUAUGUUCAGUUUUGGAAAGACGCUUCGAUGCCCUUCGACUCUGCGCUAGUAUAAAUCGACCUUAAGGCAUGACAACAUCAUUUUCAAAGUCAAAUCAUUGCAUGGAUAACAAGAAAACUAAAAUAAUUAAACUUACAAAAAAAAUAUUGCGUUUUUCGGAAGCGUUUACACUAUGUAUACAGUAUGUCAAUAAAACUCCAGUUUUUUUUUAACAAUAUGAAUAUAAGUGUAAGGGCCGAUUUUCCAAUAUCCUAAAAAAAAAAAGAAAAACAAUAUACCGGCUGAAUUGAGAACCUCCUCCUGGGAGGAGGGAAGUCGAAAAGAAAUGACAUUUGACAGUUUUUAAUUAUAUAAUAAUAAUCAAAGUUAUUACCUUGACAAAAUAUAACAGGUUUUGGAAGAAAUCGGCCCUAAAUAAAAUAUUGUAUUAUGUACUAUGUAUUAAAGUAAGUUUUAUACAGAUAAACAGGGAUGGUGAGUUUUUAGAAAACAAAACAUUUUUACUAUUUACAAUACCAGCCCACAAUUUGUUUGUGACUUUUUAUUUUUUCUACAUAGCUACAUCACGGUCAUAUCAUAAUGACUUUUUUAUGUUUUUGAGGGGAGAAUAUCAUCCAAUGACUUCUCCUGUCUUGGCCGAGGCGAGAGGCUUACUGCGAUAUGUGAAGUUAAUAUGACCGCGUUAUAAUAAACGUGCAUUAGCCAAUUUUAACCAUCAUCCCUGUAAUAAGUUAUAUUAUUUUAUUUUACUUGAUAUAAUUAGUAAGUAUUACGUAACUAUGUAUUAUAAAAAAUUAUACAUAUAUUCCUAUUACUAUAGUGUUAUCGUUAGUCACAAAUUAAAUCAAAGAUAUCAUAUGUAGUAAAUACUCAUUAUUGUAUGCUAUUAUAGUUAUUUUGUUAAGUGAAAACUAUUGUACUGGGGAGUAAAGAAACGGAGCCACCAGCGUUUGUUCUUUUUCAUUUCUUGAUAAUUAUUUUCUGAUGCAAGUAUUUUGUUAAUUGGUAACGUAUUGGUAAUGUAUGUCCUAUAACAGGAAAUUUAAAUGCCCUUAAAUUGAGAGCAUUUUUUGUUGUAAAACGUUUUCUUUUAGUUGUGGAGGUAUCUUUAAAUUGAAUAAAAAAGCGUUAGUGGUUUCGUUUCUUUGCUCCUAAGUGAAUUUUGUGGCUUUUAGAACAAAAAACUGAAUAUCCGAAAUGUUUUUAUUAUACCUAUGUACUCGCAUAACUUUCACACACGUGUAAGAGCCAUGGGCAUUGCUAGACCGGCUCAACCGGAGUGAUAUCACGGCCUUACAGCUAACCAGCGUAAAACAACUGAUGUAGGAAUAUCCGCGUAAAUACUGGAUUAUCAUCCAAGUAAAUAAAUUAUUUUGAUAAGCCGAUAAACUAGCAGACGGAUCACCUGAUUAUAAGCAAUCUUGGGCCUCCGGUAAACUCACUCACUCAACGAAAUACAACGCGUUGUGUCACCUCAGUUUUCUGUGAGGCCGUGGUAUCACUCUGGUCGAGCCCAUUCGUGCCGACGCAUGGUUCUCCCACACUUAGCUGUUGUAUAGAAAAUAUUGUAUUUGUCAUAAUAAUUUAGCAUCACAAAUCAUUAAUUAUAUGUUUUAAGUGCCAUAAUAACAGAUUUGGCUUUAAUUUUGAAGGCUUAUGUAUGUGAUUAUUACUUGAUAUAAUUGCAAAUGUUCCAAUUCUAAUUUCUUUUACAUUGUGUUUGUAAUUCGAUAUUGCCUUUAAUUAUUGUUUCUACCUUGAUUUCUGGGCAUAAAUAGACGAGAAAAGGAUAAAUAAUUCGACGGUUGAAAGGCCAACGCCCGAAUACUGGAAUACUACUCAAUUUUAAGUUGUGCUUAAAUAUCGUUCUAUCUCUGUCUUUUAUUAAGAAUUUGUAGAGACAGAACUAUUCUUGAGAGCGUCUUAAAAUUGAGUGACGUUUAAGUAUUUGCCCAUAAUAUAUCUAAACGACAUUGUUUUCCAUCAAAUGAUUUGAUGGGAAAAAAAUCGCUGAUUUCGAAUAUCGCAUAUAAUACACAGAAUAUACCUAACUCGAUAUAGCAAAAUAGAUAUGACAUUCUUUUCAAUUUAGAUAAAUUUAAACGUCGAUAGGAUUGGAUCUUUGCAAUUACAUCAGUAAAAAUAAACUAAAAACUAUCAAAAUUAGUAUUAAACUACACAUCUACAGUAUUAUUUUUAAACAAUUUUCCAUAUAUUUCAACUUUUCUUAUGUUAUUGGUUGUUAUAUAUCGACUGGAUAUGUGCACAAUUUUUAUACACGUAUAUAGUGUAAGAUUUUGUAUAUUUAUGUGUUCAUAAAUAUAUUUAUAAUUGUAUAAACAGAUAACAUUAGAACUUAAGACGGGAUAUUUACCAUGUUUAUUUCUGUUUAUGAGUUUCCGAUAUUCAUCCGUGAUCAUGGCGCUUGCAACAGUGCCGAAAUAUCGGAAACUCAUCUUUAUAUUAAUACGUGAUGCAAAAACUUUGGACCCCUUUUAAGGAAAAUUGCGCGGACGUAGGAGCAUAAAAUUUAUAAAACAUUACACACACUACCAUGCAUAGUAUCUGAUCGUAUUUGACAAAACGUCAAAAUCGACAGACAUUGCGAUGAUAUUCUCACGUCUAAUAUGAAUAGUUUUCCUGUUCAUGAUGCGCCGGAAUAUAUUAAUUUGAAUUUUACAAAACUAAUAGCAAUUCGUAAAAUAAAAAUUAUCCUUGAACGUAUGUUAAGUGGUAUUGUAAAUUAAAUCGUAUAUGGUUGAAUUUCGACCACUAGGCGACUAGCAGAUAUAAAUAAACAUGAUAAAUAUCCCGUCUUAAGUUCUAAUGUUAGUGUUAGUGACCAUGUCAAAAAACUUGUAUGAACAAAUUAUACAAUUAUUAGUUAGUACAUUUAUAAGGCUAAGGGUGUAAAAGACAAUUUAAUCUAGACAAUUAUAUUUUUUUCUGUUCGAUAUCGCCGUCUGUGACUGCGUGACGUCAGUUUUUUGGUAAUUAUGAGCUCCGGUCGUGGCUUGAAACUGUUCGAGGAUCCAGUAAAAUUAAUUUUAUUAAAAAAAAAUUAUACUGUUGACGAUUGUAAUUAAUAAUUGUUAGAUUUUGGUCGUCAACAUAUACACUAAUAUUUAUAUUUAAAUUCAUAAUAGAUAAAUAAAUUUAGACCGAUCCUUUAAAAUAAUAAGUUACUGAAUAUAAUUGUCUGUUUCACCCAACUAGUUAGUAGUUUUGUACUUUAGUUCUAAGGAAUAUAUCAUGUUUACAAGAAUUAUACAAAUAUUUCUGUACUUUAUAUACAAAUUAUAUACGAUUUUGACUGAUAUA
Molecule: messenger RNA, 4818 nt
Organism: Spodoptera frugiperda (fall armyworm)
Lineage: Eukaryota; Metazoa; Arthropoda; Insecta; Lepidoptera; Noctuidae
Product: LHFPL tetraspan subfamily member 2a protein
Exons: 5
Coding region: 176-838 (220 amino acids)
Cellular component (GO): membrane
Source: RefSeq, a predicted model, not a curated record